This is a messenger RNA of Carcharodon carcharias (great white shark), 684 nucleotides long. RefSeq names its product A disintegrin and metalloproteinase with thrombospondin motifs 13. The transcript has 6 exons. Gene Ontology annotation, molecular function: metalloendopeptidase activity. Gene Ontology annotation, cellular component: extracellular matrix. Lineage: Eukaryota; Metazoa; Chordata; Chondrichthyes; Lamniformes; Lamnidae. Gene Ontology annotation, biological process: proteolysis; extracellular matrix organization. The record is from RefSeq and is a predicted model, not a curated record. Bases 1 to 684 code for a protein of 227 amino acids.
AUGGCCCCCAGGGGUCCGGGCACUGACCAGCUACUGUCACAGUCACCUGGUCAACCCAGGUCCUCGCUGGUAAUAAAACGAUCGGUGAGGGAGGCAAAACAUCUGGAGCUGCUGGUUGUUGUGAUGCAUGAUGUGUACGACUUUCACAAACAAGACACAGAGCGUUACACCCUCACCAACCUGAACAUUGCUGCUGAGCUACUGCGAGAUGCUUCCCUGGGCUCCCAAUUACGGGUCCACCUAACAAAGAUGGUCAUCCUGACGCAGCCAGAGCAGGGAUUGGAGAUCACCAGAAACCUCACCUCAUCACUCAUCGACUUGUGCAGAUGGAGCCGAACGAUUAACCCAGAGAACGAUUCUGACCCACUCCAUUCUGACCUGGUCCUCUUUGUUACCAGAUUUGACCUGGAAUCUGGCAAAGGGAACAAGAUGGUUCGUGGCGUGACACAGCUGGGCGGAUUGUGCAGCCGAUCCUGGAGCUGUGUGAUAACUGAGGACACAGGGUUCAAUCUCGGCAUCACCAUGGCUCAUGAGAUCGGCCACAGUUUUGGCAUCAGCCAUGAUGGGACUGGAAAUGACUGCACUGACAACACACACAUCAUGGCAGCAGAGGGUGGCUACAACAGCGUUGAUCUGACCUGGUCCAAGUGCAGCCGUGAACAAUUUGUGACGUUCCUCAGGUAA